AAAUCCACCGAGCCAUUUAAUUCACCUUCCAACUAACGUCCAUUCUCACCCUUCGUUCGCCGCGAAUCGAACUAACAAACCCUCGAGAGGAAACUUCUCGAAUCGAAGAUGACGACCCACGAACGAUACGCGAAAAGAUUACGUUUCUUCGAUGACGAAUAGUCGGUAUAACAGACGUCUUAAACCACUUAACCGAGGAUUUCCAACGGCUCUUUGAUGUUUCGCGCACGAGGGUCCGCAGUGAUUUUCCACGGGGUUGUAUUCUAAUUUCACGAUGGCAGUGGCGAUGGAAUUGACCGCGACGCAGGUGGGUCGUUGGCCAAGAGCAAAGACAAUUGCCGAGCCGCUCGGGGAUCAGCCGCGUCGCGAAAGCGGCUUACCAGGGAGAAAAUGAAAUUUAAUUAACUGGAAACGACGCGGAAUCGCCGCUCGUCACGCGGCGCUCGCGUGAGCCACGACGCCUACGCGUCAUGGACUAGUAUUCUUUCAGCAGUGGCUAAAUGUAACUGCAGCUUUUACACGGACGUUAUUUUCGUUCGUCCGAGAUAAAUUAAAUAUUCGCGUGGGCGAUAUUGUUGAACAUUUUUACUAAUUAAUUAAUCCAUUCAACGAUGGUCUCUAAUUAACGAGAUUUCCUCUAACUGGAAAGGAAUCAGGAACCGACAUUUCAGAUGUAAAAAAAAAAUGCUCGAAAGAGUAGAAAGGGCAAAACUGCUCUAUUAGUUGCGGUAAAUGAUCGAAUUAUGCGUCAGACAGUUCCGCGAUAUCCUUAAAUCCAUCCCGCUCUCUUCCAAACGAUAUUUCGUCCACGAAGAUUUCUCGUAAAAUUUUUUCCUCCGCUAUCGACCUGCUAUAAAAUUUUCUAAAAUACAAAAUCGGGAAAAAACAACGAUACAAAGGGACGUGAAAGCCGGGGGGUCGAUCGAUGUGUGCGAUUUAACGUGAAAUGGCCUGCGUCGAGCGCGAGGGACGGCAGGGGCGGAAAAACAAAGGCGGGUGGCGCGGGGACGGCAAGGGUGGUAGGCCGGAGUGAAAUCGACGAGGGUUGGGAGAACGGGAAGGCGGAUGGGACGCGCGGGUUCGCCAAUACAAAAAGGGAACCUGGAGAUUAUGAUCUUCCAUUCGUUCGCUCGUUCCAAUUAUUUUGUCCAAUUAAAAUAUCGAUUUUCUCCCCGCUUCCCCUGUCGUGGCUCUGCCUGCGAGUACGUUCGCCUUUUACCGUGUCGUCGUCCUCCCCUUACCCCUUGUCUGCCUCCCCACCCCUUGCAUUCUACCCCAUGUUCGCAGACAACCCCAGAUCAGAGGCGAAAGCGAAUUUUUCGGCACCCCACGCCAAAUAAAUCGACGUUUCUUCUCGUUUCGCGAUCGCAAGGUUCGAAUUUGUUUUCUCAAUGAUUUCUUUCGUUCGUUCGAUGGGUUUCUUUAAACGAAACGUUCGACGACGUUUCGUGAAAGAACAUUUUUAUGAAGCGAACCACGAUUGGCGGUUCGAAGCGUGGCGGUGUUUACGGCUUUUUAAUUAUACACGCUUCGAGUGCUUUCAAUCGAUAUCAAAGUCGAACGACCUUAUCUUUCGUAGAGGCGACGGACGAAGACCUCGAAGUUUCUGUAGACACCUGGAACGAAACAACUGUAUUUCUUUCGACACACUAAUUUUUAAUUGGAUAAAUAUUUAUGAAGUUACACAAGUGAUUUUACCUUAGUGUUUGCUCGUACACCGAACAAUAAGAAGUGUACACAGCCUUGACGUAUUGAAUGCUACCGAGGAUAAAUGGAGCUCGAACGUUUUCUUUUGCCACCCUGCUUAUUUGCGUCAUUACCAUUCGUGACGUUAAUAAAUUUCGAGUCCAUUGAUUUUAAUACAAAUAAAUACAAAGAUAAUAUAUCCUUUAGAAGUUGGAGAUAUUCCAAGUGCUCUAAGCAAAAUAUAAAUUAUUCGAUAAUGUUUUAAGGCUUCGCUAAACUUUCCGAGCUUAUCGAGAGGCGAAGUGCCCUGAUCAGCGUAUUCCAAUCACUCCGCUAAUAGAAUUUGUCGAAACGAUCAGCCAGGCGAAUGUUUUCGAGGGCAAAUCAAUCACGAGCGUUUCGCGAAUCGCAGACCGGCUCUCGGUUUCGUCGUUUUUUACGGGAAGAAAUUAUCCCUCUAAACGGCUAUUAGACACGACCGGCGUGUGGAAGUUCUCUGAGAAUAGACGAUCUAAUUCCGUGAACGGGAGGAAGGGAGGAACGGAGAAAGCUGCGUCGGAUGGUGCGAGAGAAAGAGGUGGGGGAUGAAGGGCCGGAGGGGUUGGAGACGGACCACCGUGAUUGCAAUUUUAACGCCAAUUUGACUUGAAUCUCUUCUGCACGAAAGAAAUAGUGUUUUCAUGCUCAAUAUAGCGGCGUGCUAAUAAUUAACGGCCACGCCGUGCCACUUUGUCGUUUAAACGUAAAGGGUGUCCCAAUCGUAUCGAUUCAGCAAGUUCCACCAUAUCUUCGAAAUAUGUACGUAAUAUUAUUCUAAGCUGAUAUCGAAUUAUUUUCGUUACCAUAAUUCUACGUCUUUGGAUUUAAUUCUAUCCACUUGCUAUUUCUCGAAGUGCUAUAUUUUACAUUUUAUACCCGAUGUUCGAAAUACGACGUAUUCGAUUCUCAGCUUAUCGAAAUUUUCUCUUUCUAACAGACCUGCCCAAAUACUCUUACGACGUCGAUCCAAACAAAAACGAUUCUAUUAUCCGUCUUUUUUUAAAAUUUCGUCUAAAAUACGAAACUUCGGGUCUGCCGAAACGCGCAUGCACGCGGCAACGGUCCCGGGAAACAUCAAGCUCAAAACUAGAUGACACACCGUGUACGUGUACCGAGCGGGUCUUGCGGAGCUAGCGGGUGGUCCUCAUUAUGUCGGCUUCCCCACCGCUCAGCCGUCCUAUCUAUUUAACGUAUCGUUUGCCUUGGUAACUAUCCAAAUUGGCCCAUCCCUCUCUAUGCGCUGCCAGCCACCGUCUCUCCCGAUCUCACUUGUGCUCUCCUUAAUUAUUCGGUAGCCGAUGUUUAAUAACGCCACCGUUGCGCGUUUCUCGCCAGCGCUCUUCGACCCGAUCCUUAAUAGAAAACACUCGUUUCCUGCGAACGGUGACGUCGAGUCGUUCCUCGAUGAUCGACUAUGCGAAGACCAGGGACGAUGUUCCGUUUAUAGUUUACAAGGACAAUUAACGAGAGAAGAUUGGUGAAGAAAUCGUUGUUUUGUAGAAAUUAAGAGAUAUUUUAUCGAAAUUUAUACAUUUCUGAACAUAGGCGAGCAUUGAAGGUCUUAAAUAGCGAUUCGUUUUGUGCACCAAAUGUUAGAACGACAUUUACGUCGGCUAUUUUGUAUGUCUCUGCAUCUUUGAAUUUCUCACAAACGUAUAAACACGCGUAAGUCUAAUUAUGGAUUCGGCGGAAAUUUCGAUAGUAUCGUUUCUUCGUUGAAAGCUCUCGUUCGUUCGGCAAACCGUUGGAAGUAUUCGCGUCAAUCUCGGUUAUUCGAGAUCCGGCGUUUCCUGUUCCCGCUGCAAUUCCAUCGAGACAGAAUUAAUCCAUCGUUGCAGGAAGCUUGUACGUGUGUUGGUUUCUUCGGAACCGCGUUUAAUUUCAGAAUUUCAAUAGCCGCGUGAUCGACGUGGACCCUGCCACUUCUUGCUACCCACGGUUAACCAGAAGCAGCGUGGUGGUUAAGAUAUCGAUACGAGGCCGAUGAAUUCGAAAGUCAAUGGCCCGUAAACUUUAAUGGCUGUUGUUAACGAAAGACAUCUCAUUUCGCUUUGUUAAAUCGUUUUACGAUCCCUUUGGCGAAGUCGUGAUUUCUUCGUGACCAACUGUCCUGUUGUAUCGCAAAGUUUCUAGAAAUCUGCAAGUUUUCCCGAGUUUAUCGUACACGCCGAAGUCACAACUCUCUGUAUUCCAGAAUCUAGUCCCGAUACAGAGCGGACGAAGCGUUCGUAAAUUCAAUAAGCUAUAACUGACCGAUAACGCGCGCGUAAACCGAUUUCCCAGCUGGGAACCGCGUUGGAGGCCGAUCUGUCCAGGUCGAAACUAUGUACAAUUACCGUUUUAAUCUGCAGUUUCGAGGGCCAUAAAUAUCCGCGGAGCCGCUCAUCGACACCGACAAAGAGAACGCGGCAGAGAUGCCGGCAGGGAAGUUCGCGCGAGCAAAUUUAUUGCCGCGGCCGAUUCCACGCGGACCAAGCGUCUAUGAGCUUUUAUUCCGCCGCGGUAUCGACAGCCUCGAUCGGCGUUCUUCUCUGGUCGCGCAGGGCUUUUCGGCCGAGUCACCGUGACAAUUAAUCGCCGUCGUGCUUCGUUCCUCCGGUAUUCGCGUUUCGAGCAAAAAUAUAAAGGAGAUUUUCCGUGAUUUUUAACGUUACUCUGCCUGGCUUUUUGUUUGGCCGAUGGUAAUCUGUAGAUUGAAAACCGUGGAAACAAAGCAAGGCAAGGACGAAGAACCGAAGCGAUUUUUACUACGGAGCUUUUCGCCUUUCUAACCGAGUGUAUUAUCGCGUAUUUUACUCGAACAUACCGAGAUAAACCAUUCAAACGUUACCGCAAAACAAAUGGAUUAAUUUAAUGAAAACACAUUGAGGAUAACGUAGUUGCGCUCGGUCUGACCAUAAUCGGGUUAAAUCUACUGUAAUGUAAUCAAACCGUUCUAUGAUUUAACCGCGGACUGGCGCCAUCUAAUAUCGAAUUUAUCCACGUAAAUACAAUCUACAAAUCCACCGUCGCUCCAUUUGUGCCAAGGGAAACGAUCGCGCCAAAAACGGCCACAUCCGAUGGAAAAAAUACAGCAAGCUUCCUAAAACGUUUUCCUACGGUCCAGUUCUUGCAACGUUACGGAAGACUACGCGGAUAGAAGCGAAACGGAAUCGUUUCCAUCGAUCCCUGACGAAGAUAUCGAUCCCCUUUGGCGGGCGGACCAAGUGGCAGCGCGAGACGGCGGAAGUUCGCGCGAUGAAAUUUACGGCUGCAGCCAAUUCCGCGCAAAUGGAAGACCAUCUAUGAGGUUUUAUUCGGCCUGGUUAUCGCUGCCACCUAUCGGCAGGCAUUUGUUUUUGCUUAUCGGCGGGGCUACGUCAAGCCCGUGUAGGGGGAGGCCACCGUAAAUAUGACGGACGGAUGCGACGAUGGGAUCUCAGCGGCGUCAGAACAAACGAGCGCCACGGACCCGAGGCCCCGAAAGUCUCGUACUCGGCUCGAUCGAGAGGGAUGAACGACCAAGAGACCUCCAGCGCCGACAGGGCUCCCGUUCGACUACGAAUCGAUAUACCUGGCUGCGCGAACAAACGAAGUCUAGCAGGAGAAAGGGCUGCUCGAACCAGCACUAUCUUCCAGUUCUUUUCUUUCUUCGUCACCCCUUUCUCGCGUCUAUGCUCCUCUUAUACGCAUCUCCGCUCUUCCAAGAGUUUCUCCUCCGUGUUCCUUUAUUAGAGCGAUUAAGGAAUCUGUAUUACGCGAACGACGCGCGACGGAGCCGUAGUCGUUCGAUUAUACCGUUUGAUCAGUUGGAGCGUGAUCGAUCACAGGGAAAGACGGUCGUUACUUCCACCUGAGAUUUCGAAACGUCAGAACGUAUCAAUAACAACGCGAUGAUCGAAAGCACUCGAGGCGAGCCUGCAUUUUUCCACUCUUAAUCACCGACCCUAAUUGGUCAAUUACGCUCAUUACCGUCUCCUACGGUAGAGAGGCGAGUCGAACGAUAAAAUCACUUUUCUCUCUCUCUCUCUCUCUCUCUCUCUCUCUCUCAAUCGCUAUCUCUAUCUCUUUCCUUCGCUCUGCUUCUCUCACCCUCUCUCUCCCUCUCGUCCGCGUGCAUCAGCAGAGGAGGUGGUUCCCCACCAGAGAACCGUAUCCAUGGGUAAUCCCUGCCUGCCGUGCCUCCCCUGAAACCGAGCUGGACGUAGUUGCAAGAGAGAAACUUAUCCCUGGCAGGGAAAAAUCCGCGGGUCUAUAGCUCUGGUUCGACUCCGUUUCACGGUAAAGGAACCCGGCCAUGGAGGCGGAGCGAGCAGAGCCAUGCCCCUUCUGCCGCCUCGAGGCCUCGCCCACUUUUGAAUUUCCCCUUUCUCGCAUUUUCGUCCCCUCCCCGAACCAUCGUUCCUGCUCUGACAACGUCUCUUUUCAAACAACGGCUGGGUCUCCCACUAACCGAGGCGCCUCCACCCGCAAAACGAAAAAGUCCGAACGCCGCAGUCGACGAUGGUCAAAGUCAGUCGACACGGAGAGCUCGAGUCGAGUAGAGGCUAGUCCAGGUUAGCUGGCCGGGAGAUCCAUCGAUCCGUCGAUCCUCGGCUCACCUGUCAAACGCGUCACGCAUCCUUCUUCACGCGUUUCCGUGAUUAUUCUUGGAAAAUUGUCGUCGAGUGUGACUCGAACACCAUCGGAUAGCUACAUAUUCGAUCGCUUCAUCUUCUUCGACGUCGAAUCGCGUCGAUGAGAUUGUGUGGAAUCAGUGAGAAAGACAUUUCGUCGAAUCACAGACAUUCGCACUUUAUUUCUCCUCUUGCAUCGGUGACAAGAUAGUCGACAAAGGUAUCGGCAAGAUGAGAGCAUAGAAGAUCGAAGAAGAUUUGCUCGGAGUGAUUCAGUGAAGAGAUAUAGAUUCACAGAGGUGUUCGAUCGCGGUCUAAGAAUGACAGUACUAAGGAUGACCUCCCCGGUGACGCCUCCAUCGAGCAGUCCAGGUUCCCACGAGGCCCAGGCGCCCCAGCCGACUUCGAAACCGGUGCAUCGAUUGAGCUUUUCCGUCGCGGCCUUGUUAGCCGACACUAAAAAGUCGGACUCCUCCAGACAAGAAACGUCCUCCGUAUCACCCAGAUCGUCACCCUUGGCCUCUUGCUCCCCCGUGAGACAGGAGAACCUGCCAGUCAGUCCGAACUCCGCGUUACAAAAACAUCCAGGUGACUACAGAUCGAGAUACCUGUCGGUGUCUCCGAGCGUCCAGGAACAUAGACGGAUCGCAUACGGCUCCCUGGACGCGAGGACGCUAACCAGGUUUCCCGAGAUCGAGGUGGACAGGGUAGAAUCCCCCGGUCAACGCUCCAGAACGCUGGAUUACGCGGUUCGAAGCUCCACGGACUCCGGAUCCACGUCGGAAGUCGCACCAGGUUCCUCGUCUCCCAAAGUCGUCACAGUCGGUCACUCGGAUUUCGGUCCUCAAUCUCCUAGAAGCAGCUCUCACGAAGCCAGGUCCAGGUGUUCGGAACCGGAAGACAUCGAGGAAGAGGACGAGAACAGUCUAGUCGACGUGGAGGACCUACAGCAUCAGCAUCAGGGAAGCAGUCCGACGCCGGUCAGACCGACUCCAGCGUAUAUCGGAGGAUUUUCCAGUUUGGGAGGCAUCUCUGGCAUUCCAGCCGGGCUACAUCCCGCGGUUUGGGGUGGCGGACAUCAGGGUGCAGCGGCAGCAGCAGCCGCCGCCGCCGCCGCCGCUGCCACGGCGAGCUUCUUCCCCUCGCACUUCUCUCAUCACGCGCCAUUAAACGAGAACGGAGAACCGGCCAAGAUCAAGUGCAACCUGAGGAAACACAAGCCGAACCGGAAGCCGAGGACGCCUUUCACCACGCAACAAUUGCUCGCGCUCGAGAAGAAGUUCACCGAAAGGCAAUACCUCAGUGUCGCCGAGAGGGCCGAGUUCUCCUCCUCUCUUCAUCUCACCGAAACCCAGGUGAAGAUCUGGUUCCAAAAUCGUCGCGCGAAGGCGAAGCGUAUGCAGGAAGCGGAGAUCGAGAAAUUGCGGAUGUGUGCGGUCAGGCAGCAGCACACGACGCUGUACGGCUCUCAUCCGGGACUCUUGGCCCCGGCUAGUCUGUAUCCCGUCGGAAUGCUGUCUCAUCCCGGUUUAACGCCUCAUCAUCCGAUCUCUCAGCACUCGUCCAGAGAAUGAAAGCGACAGGAGGAGCCAGAGACUCGCCACGAUCGGUAGUGAACCGACCUGUCCUCGAUCCAACGAUCGAUUCUUCUGCGAAACUGUUUCUGGAUCCGUUUGGAACGGAAGGAAGAACGAAGAAAGAACGAUUCGAAGGAAGAACGUAGGAUCUGUGAGUUUUGAGAUGUCAGACAAAAAACGAGAGAAACGGACGAAACUAUCGUGAAAUAAAAUUCACAGAGCAUCGAAGAACGGAAGAGAAUGAUCAACGAGAAGUCAGUCGAACGGAUGUCGGCCGGACUCGUGCAAGACGAAUCCACGUGUUUCGGUGAGAAAGUGAUUCGGAGCGUAGAGAAGUGCUCGAUCGCGAGUUAGAAGCAUCGACAAGAAGACAAUACCUUCGAAGUGAAAUACCUUUAUGAGAAGUCUAACCAAAGCGGAACGCGUUUCGAGAAGAGAAACACGAUUCUGGAUGAAUUUGUGGACUCUCUCUUCGCGAUCGAAUCGUUCAAGUAAUGAACUUGUCUAGUGAAAGACGACAGAGAGAGAGAGAGAGAGAGAGAGAGAGACCCAAAGAACAAAACGUCACUUCUAUGGGGAGCCAUAGUGUAUCGUGAAUUUGUGCCAAUAUCAGACAUGCUCCCGUGUCUUGUACAUAGAGUGUAAAUAAUCGUUCUCCGGUUGAAAGUUUACGUAGCCUUGUAAAUAGGAUGUUCGCAAGAUGAACGAUAGUUCUAACCUGCAAGGAUCGGUGGAUCGAAGCCGCCGAGGCCUGUUUUCCAAUUUUGUAUAAAUGUAAAACCGUCGCCAAGAGAGUAGCAGAGUUUAUUUAAUAAAACACACAGUAUAGAAUUAACGCCUGUUGUUCCUAACUU
This is a messenger RNA of Bombus huntii, 8751 nucleotides long. RefSeq names its product homeobox protein MSX-1-like. Gene Ontology annotation, biological process: embryonic morphogenesis; regulation of transcription by RNA polymerase II. Bases 6641 to 7894 code for a protein of 417 amino acids. Gene Ontology annotation, molecular function: RNA polymerase II transcription regulatory region sequence-specific DNA binding; DNA-binding transcription factor activity, RNA polymerase II-specific. The transcript is spliced from 3 exons. The record is from RefSeq and is a predicted model, not a curated record. Gene Ontology annotation, cellular component: nucleus. Lineage: Eukaryota; Metazoa; Arthropoda; Insecta; Hymenoptera; Apidae.